AUGGCCUGCGUUCUAGGGACGACGCCUGGAGGAAGCCCUUCGGCUUGCGUUGUCCCUGGUCUUGGAGGUAGCCCUUCGGCAUGUGUUGUCUCUAGUCCUGCGCCAGGUGAUGUGUCGUCAAGCCCUGCGACUGAUGGUGGUGGUGCUGCUGCAGAUUCUGGGAUAUUGGAUGCAAAGCAUGUUGUUAGUGAGGCUACUAAGAGUUCGUAUGCGGAUCGAUUGGGUAAGGAGACUCAGUGGUUCCCUGUUUGUCGCUCCAUUGUUGUUAACUUUGAUGAUGAAAUGAUUAAUGAAAUAGAUCAAGUGGCCUCUGAUCUAUCUUUGCAUGCGGUUAUUUGUCGAUUUAAAGGCUUUUGGCCUAGUCUUCCAAGGCUUCAUGAUUGGGUCUCUAAGCAUUGGGAGCCCCUUAUUUUAGACUCGGUGCAUAUUUUCCCUCUAGCCAAGGGUUUCUUUGUUGUUAAGUUUGAAAAACCAGCUAACAGAAAGGUUAUUCUUUGCGAUCAUUUUUUUAUUUGGAAGAAUCGUUACCCUUUGAUGAUUAAACCAUGGCAUGAGAACUUCGUUCCUUUGUCUGAAUCCUUCUGUAAGAUGCCAAAGUGGGUUAGACUUCCUAACCUCCCUCUUCACUUUUGGGUGGAUCCACUUCUUGAGGUUGUGGGGGAUGCUUUGGGAGAUUUUCUGAUGGUAGAUGUUGAGUCUUCUGAUAUCCUUCAUUCUACCUACGCUUGUAUCUUGGUGGAUAUUGAUGCUUCUAAGGGGUUGCCUGAGGAGAUUAAACUAUCGACUCCCGAGGGUUUCUGGAUCCAACCUCUGGAUUAUGAAGGCAUUCCCUUUAGAUGCAGAAGGUGCUUCAAGACAGGUCAUGUACAGCUAAAUGUGAUUUACACAAAGUUAAAGCAAAGAAGCCUUCGUCUUGGUGGCUUGGGGCUUCCUCCCACCAUUACAUGGUGUUAA
Messenger RNA from Cryptomeria japonica (Japanese cedar), 954 nucleotides. RefSeq lists its product as uncharacterized. The transcript has a single exon. Lineage: Eukaryota; Viridiplantae; Streptophyta; Pinopsida; Cupressales; Cupressaceae. The record is from RefSeq and is a predicted model, not a curated record. The coding region runs from base 1 to 954 and encodes 317 amino acids.